Panicum virgatum (switchgrass) is the source of this 1017-nucleotide messenger RNA. RefSeq lists its product as uncharacterized. NCBI's taxonomy places the organism in Eukaryota, Viridiplantae, Streptophyta, Magnoliopsida, Poales, Poaceae. The record is from RefSeq and is a predicted model, not a curated record. The transcript has 2 exons. Bases 1 to 1017 code for a protein of 338 amino acids. Gene Ontology annotation, molecular function: zinc ion binding; nucleic acid binding.
AUGGGUUCGCACUUCACGUGCGAAGUCUGCGGCAACGAUGGACAUUCGGGGAACGACUGCCCCGAAACCUGUGAAGACUACGCAUACCUCAACAACAAUAACAACAGUUUCAAUAAAAAGGUUGAAUCUCUUCUUGCCCAAAUUGCUGCUUCUGUUCCUGUCUCCGAGAAUGUAAAAGCGGUGACCACGAGGGGUGGUAAGUCCACUCGUGAUCCACCACACCCUAACCAUGUUGAAAAAGCACCGACAGCCCAAGAAGAAGAGCAACCAACACAGCAAGAAGAAACCAGGGAACCAGAAAAGGGAAUGGCUCCACAAGACUAUAUCGAGACCAGCUUCCUAUCGUUUCCUACCCGUAACCGAAAGGCAGCCGUGGAUGAGCAGUUAACCCGUUUUGUUGAGAUGAUCCAGAAGAUACAUGUUAACGUCCCUCUGCUAGAUGUGAUGCAUGUGCCAACCUACACCCGGUAUAUCAAGGAGAACAUUAGCAACAAACGGCCGCUGCCCACCACAAAGGUUGUCAAGCUCACAGAAGAGUGUAGUGCAUCUAUACUCAACCAACCUCUGGAGAAGAAGAAAGAUCCAGGAUGCCCCACAAUCACGUGUUCAAUCGGGGCACAACACUUCAGCCGUGCCUUGUGUGACUUAGGAGCAAGUGUCAGCGUGAUGCCAAAAGCCGUCUACGACAAGGUAAACUUCACGUACCUCACGCCAACUCCAAUGCAUCUCCAGCUGGCAGACUCUUCGGUACGGUAUCCAGAGGGGAUUGCAGAAGAUGUACCGGUGAAAGUUAGGGACUACUUCAUCCCUGUCGACUUCGUGGUACUGGACAUGGACAUUUCCAAGGAUACACCACUUAUUCUAGGAAGACCAUUCCUAAGCACUGCGGGGACACAAAUCAAUGUUGGAGCUAGAGAAAUCCGCUUCAAUAUCAAUGGCAAGGAAGAAAGGUUCCCAUUCCAGCCCAAGGUUGAGCAGUGCUCUAUGAUCAAAAUCAAGUUUGGGCCAAACCCAUGA